AUGGUAAGGCCCGACCGCCACCGCCACCAAUUCAAGGUUAUCUCUGCCAAUGUACGUGGUCUUCGAACGAACAUCGGAGACCUAACCCACAACUGUGUACUACGAUACGGUGCAGAUGCAGUUGUGGUGACGGAGACCUGGCUGAACGGAGAGGUGGAGCCAUCCUUCGGCAAAAUAGGUGGCUACACUCACUGGGCGAGGAGAGACCGACAGGAUAGAGCUGGAGGCAGAGUGCCUGUCUGCUUCAGGGAAGGAGUGCAGGCACAACAACUCGGCGUGGACGUGCCGCCUCAGCUGGAGGUGAUGUUUUUCCGGGUUGUGCUGGCCAACCACUCUGCCCUCUUGCUGUGCGCCACGUACCGCCUCCCCCGGCAGGGGCCUGACUCGCUCCUGUACCUCAAGGAGGCCCCAGAUGUCCUCCUUGUGACUCACCGCUGCCAACACAUCUUGCUUGUGGGUGACCUCAACCACCACCUGGAGCGCGACGCCUACGAGAACCUCCUGACGGUGCAGGGCCUGAAGGACCAUGUGACCUUCCCCACUCAUGAGCGGGGCGGGAUCCUGGACCCCGUCAUAUCCGACCUGGAGGAGGACACACUCAGCUGCCACCAGCUGGGUCUCGUGGGCAGCUCUUACCACCAUGCUGUCCUGACCCAGGUGGACAUGGGUGUGGCUCGUGACGAAGCCACCACUCGCACAGGUGGAGCGGAGGUACAGGCCUUCACUUCCCGCCUCUUGGCGCUCCAGGAGCAACACGUGCCCCACCGUGAGUUCGUCGCCAGCCCAACGGACCAGCCUUGGUUUGGCUACCGCUGCCGCGUUGCCGCCGAGGCGAAGUAUUCUGCGUGGCUCCGCUACAAGCAGAGUGCUACUCGGCGCAACAAAGACCUACAUCGUGCGGCCUGCAAGAGGAUGGUGACGACCUGCCGGUGGGCCGUAGGGAGGUGGGAGGAGGACCUGCGGCGCCAGCUAGGAGGCCCUGGAGUGAGCAACAAGACUUGGUGGUCCCUUGUUAAGGGCAGACAGGGCCUCAACCGUCAAGACACUGUCCCUCCUCUCACAAGGCCCGACGGAACAGUGGUCACCAGCAGCAAGGACAAAGCCCAGCUGCUGGCCACCCUUUUCGCCGGGAAGAUGGAGGUGGACGACCCUGAAAGGUCACCGCCUCUUCUGGAGCAGCAGUGCAGAGAGACUGUAACCAAGGUGGAGGUGACGCAGGGGCUUGUCGAGCGUCUGCUGCAGGGGCUCGAUGUACAAAAAGCUGCCGGUCCCGACAACAUCAGCCCGCACGUUUUGAAACAAUGUGCCCGCGAGCUGGCUGUACCCCUCACCACAGUCUUCUCUGCCUGCUUAUGGGAAAAUACCUGGCCCUUAGUGUGGAAAGAGGCCCGGGACAAUUACCUCCUCUCGGACCAACAGUUUGGGUUCAGACCUGGGCGGUCCACCUCCGAUCUCCUCAUGCUCCUCACCGGGGGCUGGCAGGACGCCCUUGACGGCGGCCUCGACUCUGUUGUGGUGGUCCUGGAUAUAGCGGGCGCCUUCGACAGGGAGUGGGGGGCACGCUGGCAGGUGACCUUUGCUCCGGAGAAGACACAGGCAAUGGUAGUUUCUCGAUCCCCCGCUGCCGAGCCAGCAGUGGAGGGAGGGCUAAGCUUUGGUGGCCUUCCUCUCGAACUCCAGGAGUCCGUCAAGAUUCUGGGGGUGGAGGUGGAUCAAGGACUGCGGUUUGACCGCCACCUCAAACACAUUGCCCUUAAGGCCUCAUACCGAGUCUCCUCCUUGAGGAGGGUGGCCAACUUGCUCGACAGGAGAGGGAGGCUCUUCCUCUACAAGGCCCAGAUACGGCCUUAUUUAGAAUAUGCAGCCAUCUCCUGGAUGUCCUGUGCUGCCACACACAUCAGCAAGCUCGACGGCAUCCAGCGACGGGUGCUGCGACUGGUGGAAGCAGCAGGUGCCCCAGCCCAUCCUGAGGUUCCCAUCGACACGCUAGAACACCGCAGGGACGUGGCGGCCCUUGUGGUGUUCCACAAGGCACAGGCCGACUGGCGGCUGACUACUGUGGCUAGUAAUAAUGACUGGGAGCUCCGUGAUGCAGUACGAUAUCUGCUGGUGUACUAG
Molecule: messenger RNA, 2118 nt
Organism: Scylla paramamosain (green mud crab)
Lineage: Eukaryota; Metazoa; Arthropoda; Malacostraca; Decapoda; Portunidae
Exons: 5
Coding region: 1-2118 (705 amino acids)
Source: RefSeq, a predicted model, not a curated record